AUAAAAAUAACAUUAGUCAGUAUAUUUUUACACAUCAAUUACAUUGGUUGAUGAUUCGUCAUUAUAUAGUGUUGUAUCAAAAUGGCAGAUGCAAAUAAAGAGUCUCCCAAAAAGUUGAAGAAGAAAACAGCAUCAGAUGAGACUCAGCUUCUAUAUUUAGUGACAAAGUAUUUCAAACUUGCAGGAGUUACUUUAGCAGUAUGGCUUGUUGGAUGGACAAGAUUCAGCCCAAGUUGGUUGCUACUUGGAUUAGUGUUGUAUUUAUGGAAAGAAAGACAUGUCAAGCAGAGACAUCGAAGGAUGAAGAUGAUGCAGCAGAUUGCAGAAAAUGAGAAAGAAGUUAUUUUGGCAACUGUUGAGGAUUUGCCAUCAUGGGUUCAUUUUCCAGACAGAGAAAGAGCUGAAUGGUUCAAUCAGAUCAUAGACCAAGUAUGGCCAUUCAUUGGAGAUUAUGUACGAGAUUUGUUGAUGACCUCAAUACAAGAAAAGAUUCAGACCAGUCAUGCUCAGGCUGCUUCAUUCAAAUUUUUAAAAAUAGAUCUUGGUGAUAUUCCUCCUAGAAUUGGUUCAAUAAAGGUUAAUACCAAAAAUGUGAGAAGAGAUGAAAUAUACAUGGACAUUGAUCUUAUGUACGGCAGCGAUGCAGAUAUUGAGAUGAGAAUAAAAGGCAUGACUAUGGGCAUUAAAGAUUUACAUGUACGUGGAGAGUUGAGAGUUAUUAUGAGACCGUUGAUAAGUAGGAUGCCUUUGUUUGGUGGUAUCAGUGUAUUCUUCCUAAAUAAUCCAACUCUAGACUUCAACUUAACUGGUAUGGCUAAUGCCAUUGAUAUGCCAGGUCUAAGUGAUAUGGUAGACACUAUAAUCCAAGAACAGAUUGCUGCUCUGAUGGUAUUACCCAACAGGAUUGAUGUUCCAAUGGUACAAGAUCUGGCUAGUUUGGCAAGGCUUAAAUACCCACUGCCUGAUGGUGUUCUGAGAAUUCAUGUGGUUGGAGCUAAAGAACUUAUAAAAGCAGAUGUUGGACUAAUGAAGAAGGGACUCUCUGAUCCAUAUGCGGUUGUUAGAAUGGGUGCUUACAAGUUCAAGACUCAAGUCAUUAAUAACACAAUAGAGCCAACAUGGAACAGCAUAUUUGAGACAAUUGUUGAUGCCAAAGACGGACAGGUUUUGGAUGUUGAAGUUCGUGAUGAAGAUCCCGGAAGUAAAGACGACUCCAUUGGAACAACAAGUUUACCUAUUUCAUCUGCAGCAGAGAAGGGAACAGAGGACACAUGGCUACCAUUAGAAGAUGUUAAAACUGGUCGUAUUAAUUUGAAACUAGAAUGGAUGUAUCUGUCAAAGAAUGCACUCAUCUUAGAAAAGACAAUAAAGGAGAUGGAGUUAAGGAAUAAACUUAACCCUGAUUUGUCAUCCUGUUUACUGAUGGUUAAUCUGGACUCAGCCAGAGAGUUGCCUAAAGACAAUUAUUUAAUGAGGGCCAAGAAAACCAUGUCAGAGCCAAGUCCUUACGUUAAACUGUCAUUAGGCCAAAGUAAGUUUGAAAGUGGAAUUAAACCUGACACAGAUGAACCAAGAUGGGAACAGAACUUUAGGUUCUUGGUCCACAAUCCAAACUUACAGACUUUGGAAUUAGAGGUUUGGGAGAGUAAAUCUAAGACUAGAAUUGGUAAUUUGAAAGUUCCACUGAAAAACCUUUUGGUUGAACCAGACCUGAUUGUUGAUAAAUUCUACAAUUUAGUGAACUCCCCUUCACCAAAAGCUCAAGUUAGAAUGAGGUUGUGUCUAAGGGUACUUACAUCUGAGAUUAGCCAGGCAGACAUUGAGGAGGAGGAGGAAGAAGAGGAAACCCCUGUAGAAACAUUACAGAGUAAAGAAUCCUCUGUUGACCCUGUCGCACAACAAUCUGCCACUCCAGCUGAUAAAACUGCCAAGGCUGCACCAGCUGCUGUUAAGAAAGUGGAAGUAGUAAAAGUGGAAAAAGUAAACAAAGUGUCUAGCAAACUUCCAGAGGGUCAGUUAAUACCUCCCAUGGACUCGUCCACACCCAUCAAGGACGCAGAUGUCAGGCAGAGGAAAUCUCCCUCCAGUAACCAAGGAGGGUUAUAUGGGCGUGGAAGGAUACAGAUUACGUUAAGAUACUCUACUCAGAGACAAAACCUUGUUGCAGUUGUACAUAAAUGUGUGAAUUUGAUACCAUGUGAUACAGAUGACAACUUAGCUGAUCCUUAUAUUAAGAUGUAUCUCUUGCCUGAUAAGUCAAACAAAAAGAAGACAACAAUCAUCAAAAAUACUCUCAAUCCUGUCUGGGAUGAAACAUUUGAAUUCCCAGUGAAACAAGCUGAUCUGUCUAGCAAAACUUUAGAAUUUUCUGUAAAGAAUGAUACUUCUUUCUACACCUCAAACAAGAAAUUCAUAGGAAUUGCUCAGAUCGAGUUGGGAAACAUGGACCAAACAAAAGCUGCCACUCAUUGGUUUGAUCUGCAGCCUGAUGAGGAUGAAUGUAAGCCAGUAUCACUGCCUUCAGAAACAGACUUGUAAAAUGGUUAACAUAGAUCUGAUGUAUAUAGUCCUUGUAUGGUUGAUAAAGGGAAUUGCAAUAGUUAUAACUUAGAACUUUAUCUAUAUAUGUGUCUUUAUACUUUUCAUUGCAUUCAGUGACAACAUUUGUUCCUUCUAUAUUGAUUCAUGUUUCCUCUGUCUUUUGGCAAAGUUCCUGUCUGAUCUUGAAGGUUUUUAAGAAGGAAUGAUAUUACUGAAUUUGUAGAAGUACUACAACCCUAAGUCAACAUGAAUAGGAUUUAAAUGUGUGGUCAUUCUGAGGAACAGAGUUUUAAGUGACUGAGUAAAUUUCAGACAUCUGAUUUGAAAUUUUGUGCUUUUCAUGUUGAAAUUAGUAUGCCUAUUAUUAUGCAAGUUUUAUGCACAAAUUAUGAUAUAUUUUCUAAUUUUAUUUACACUUAAUGUAUGCAAGAAAUUUUACAUCGAUGUCCUCCUAGCGAGAGUUUUUAUUUUAUUUUUGAAAGAUAAAUACUCCUUUAAUAUUCGUCUAACAAACUAAAGUGAACAGCAUGUCUCAAUUAUUUUGUUUUUAGGAACUUGUUGUUUUCAUGAAUGUUUAGGGGUUAAAUUAUCACCAAUUAAGAAUAUGGUGGAUUAUGGUAAAUUUUACUGUCUUAAGUAAAACAAGGUAUAACUUUACUAUGCAAAACUUUAUAGAAUGGUUGUGCUAUUAGUACUAUUAAUGCUAUAAUAGAAAUGAAAAGUCCAUGUGAUCUAUUAAGCUCCCUUUAGAGGGUUUUGGAAUAUUUUUUUUGAGAAUUUUCAAGUUCUUUGUGCGAUAUCAGUUUGUUGACAAACAAUUUGAUGGUUGUCUCGAUUUGUUUUCUUUAUGUUAAUUUUAUACAAUUUAAUAUAUCUGAAUAUACUCAAAGCAUAUGUAUAUAUUUAUAUCGUACCAUAGUUAUACUAAUACUCCUAAACAGUGCUAGCUUUUUGCAUAGUUGAAAAGUUGAAGUGACAAACAUUGAGUAGAAUUUAAAAUUUUGGAUGAUGGUGAUAUUUUUAAUAUGAAUGGUAUUAAGACAUGCUCAGAGGUCAAUAGGUAAUUGUGCUAUCUACAGUUUGCUCUAUUUUAAGAGUUAUAUAUUGUCAGUUAUUCCUUUAAACCUAUUAGAUUGUUAUAGUUAUACAGAUCAACAAAGAAGGGAUAAUAUGUAUUAAUGGUAAUGAUUUGGAGAAAAUCAGAUUGGCCAUUUCCUGUUGAGCAAUCACUUAUUCCACUAAUGACUAAAACAAGGAUGAAAUAAAUUAUAACUAUAGACCAGAAAGUCUCUUGUUUCAAUAAAAUAUUUCCUCAAAUAAAAAUGGGUAUCAACUCUCCAUGACACCACUUCCUUAGAUCUGAAUUUUGUUCUUGUUUUGAAUUUGAUUGCAGUAAUUUCUAAUAAAUGUUGAGCAAACAACUAUUAAUCUAUUAAAUCUUGAAGAAGAAAAAAUGAAUCAGUGCCAAAAUAUGGUGCAACAUGACAAUUCACUCUGCAAUUUCUAGAUAAUAUUUUGUUUUCGUAUUCUAGUUAAAAUCAACUAAUACAAAAAAUGUUGUAGAUUUGCAAGAAGGCUUGGGCAUUUAAAUGAUAAAACUUGCCAGUUUUCUAGUCCAGGUUUCAGAUUCAAGAAACGUUUUAUUAAUUUUGAACUGUUAUAAAGAUUUUCUGUUGGUCUAUAUGUUAAAUAAUUGAUCUUCAAAUAGUGCCGUUAUUUUAUUUACACAUUGUCAUAAUAAUUUUGAAAAUACAUUUUUAAGGUUUUUUUUCAUUUGAAAGUUUCAAAUAAGUAGAGAAUGAGGUUGAGGCCAAGAUAUGAAUUGAAAAAAAUCAGUUAUUUCAAAAUCUGUUAUUUAACUUAUUUGCUUGAAACUUUUAAGAAUUUUAGCUAAACUUUGUGAUGUCUCUUAACAGAGAAUGUAUUUAUGAAGAACAUAACCUUUUAAUAGGAUAUUGCAUGGUAUUGUUAAAAUGCUUUGGUGGAAUCCGACCCAUCCCAUUUUCAAAAUCUUUUAUCCACUAAUGGAAAAGUUAUGAAGAUUGUUUUGAAGCUUUACAUCUGUGAUUAAAGAAUAUAUGUAUUGUUAAUGUAUUGUAAUAUUUUUAUCAUUUUUUUUUUACAAAAAGUUUCUAUUCACGGCAGAUAUUUGUGAUAUGAGUGCUAAUAUCUUUUCAAAAGUACUGUUAAAUGUUUACAUUACAUAUCAGUUACAGAAAAAUUUUCUUCCAAUCGUUUUGAAAUGUGAACACUUUAUUUAUACAUUAGAAGAGAAGCAUGCUGGUCACUUAUGAUAUUAACCUUUACCUGAUACUGUUAUUAAACUUCAUUGCUAUUUAAUAGGCACAUUUGGAAAUGUAUGAAGUGUGGUUUUACAAUUUGUAUAUUUGUUUGGAAAUAUGACCAGUUUUAAAAACUACAUUUUGUUAAUUUCAGUGUUAAAACAAGAUUCUAACAUAAAUUUUUCUGGUAUAUAAUGAAGCACUGCUAUUGAAAUUUUCUUUACAAUGUGUAAAAAAUUUUGGGUAUUCUUUUUUUUUAACAUGCACUUUUCUCAAUAUUGGUAAUAAAUUUUAAGAAGUUCUCCUGAAAUUACCAUUUGACCCUGGUGCACUAUUUAUAUCCGGUAGAUAGAUAAUUUUAUAUUUUCCAGUUAAACCUCUUUGAAUUUCUGUUACAUAAAAGUUAUUAUUUUCUGUUAGUUUUAUACAUAUAUAUAUAUAUUUUUCUCAUUUAUAAAAUCACAAUGUGUUAUAAUAUAUCAACUUUGUCAUGUUGUUUUGUUAGCAUUACAAUUUUCUUCGUAGUAUAUGAAGCCAAUCACUUAUCAACCAAAAAUAAUCUGGUUAGUACUAAAAUUGUCUGUUGUAACAGCUAAUAAAUUAUGAUAGAACCAAUUGGUUGUGAAAUCUGAUUAACGACUGCAAAAAUUUCUAUGACGAUUUUAAAGUACUUGUAAAUACAGAACAGAACAUAUUUUAUUUCCAAUUAAGGGCCCACAAGGGGCAUACAAGUGCAUACAUGAAUAAGGAAAAAGAAUAUUAAUUUGAUAGAUAUAUAGAUACAAACAUUUUUUACAUACAGUAACAAUACAAUUACUAACUCAUAUUUACUUUAAUAAAUUUACCAACAGCAUUAAGGAGCUGAUUGUCUUCACAGUUUAGUAAAUAAAUAAAUUUAUGCUGAUUAUCAAGUAUAGAAAAAUUUGGAAUUCUUUGGCAAACAAAGUCUAAGAGAGCACAGGUCCCAGUAUUUAGGAGUAAUAAUAUUUGUCCAUAGUACCAUGUUUUUUUUCAAAUUUGAUGUUGGUUAUGUAACAAAACUGUGACAUUGUUGGUAUAUUAUAAACACAAAGUGAUUAUAUUUAGCGGUUGGUAGUAUCCUAACCAAUUAAACUUCUUCCAAAGUA
Messenger RNA from Mytilus trossulus (common blue mussel), 5950 nucleotides. Its product is annotated as extended synaptotagmin-2-like. Gene Ontology annotation, biological process: lipid transport. Gene Ontology annotation, cellular component: endoplasmic reticulum membrane; extrinsic component of cytoplasmic side of plasma membrane. NCBI's taxonomy places the organism in Eukaryota, Metazoa, Mollusca, Bivalvia, Mytilida, Mytilidae. Bases 82 to 2538 code for a protein of 818 amino acids. The record is from RefSeq and is a predicted model, not a curated record. Gene Ontology annotation, molecular function: phosphatidylinositol binding; calcium ion binding; calcium-dependent phospholipid binding. The transcript has 22 exons.